This is a messenger RNA of Chelmon rostratus (copperband butterflyfish), 2260 nucleotides long. Its product is annotated as 4-galactosyl-N-acetylglucosaminide 3-alpha-L-fucosyltransferase 9-like. The transcript has 3 exons. The coding region runs from base 401 to 1564 and encodes 387 amino acids. Gene Ontology annotation, cellular component: membrane. Gene Ontology annotation, molecular function: alpha-(1->3)-fucosyltransferase activity. The record is from RefSeq and is a predicted model, not a curated record. NCBI's taxonomy places the organism in Eukaryota, Metazoa, Chordata, Actinopteri, Chaetodontiformes, Chaetodontidae.
GAUCUUCAUUCACAGUCGGACAGGAUCGGCUUCGGCUGAAUUGAACCUGUGCAGCGGCUGAGCGGCGGAAUGUCGCCGUGCUGGCUACACCUGCAGCGCACCUUCGACAAAGGUUUGUGUGACUCAUAAAGGGCAGCAGGACGAGGAAUUUUCUCUUCGAGAUUGUGUCUUCAGUGCUUGAACGCAGCACAGCGCUGUCAAACCUCAACUAUUUCACCGAGUUUGUGCGCCUUUGGAUUAUUCCAAGUCCAGGGAGCCAAGUAGGAGAAGGCUUUAGUCCCAGCUCAGUGUCGACCCAUGAGACCUGCUCAGAAAGUCACCAGGUGGAGCGAAGCUGAAGACUGCCGGCGGUCUGCUUCAGGAGGUUACACAUAGACGAGGAGAGUCUACCCGGUGAGCCAUGUCCUCCUCAGCCUGCCAGUGGACUUUUCUGCGCCCAUUUGUCAUCAGCAGCCUGUUGGUGUUGGGCUUUGUGGUUCUUUUCUGCACAUACUACAAGCCUGACAUCAAGUUCCCCACUUUUGACAUUUACAUGGAGAGAGGCAAUCAUUCCUGUCCUACAGUUGUGUGUGCAGAGGGACCACAGAUCCAGAACUCAAACUGCUCCACAGAGUUGCACAUUAAUCCAGAUCACAACGACAACCAGAAGAUCCAGACUGCAGCAGUGGACACUGAGCCUGAUACUAUUUUACUGAUCUGGAUGUGGCCAUUUGGCCAAAGGUUUGAUCUCAGCUGCAGUAUUUAUAAUAUUGAAAGAUGCCAAGUGACAGAUGACAAAUCUCUGUACCACAAAGCCCAUGGGGUCCUCUUCCACCACAGGGACAUUAAUCCAGCAAGUUUACCAAAAGAGCCGCGUCCCUGGUUUCAGAAAUGGGUGUGGUCAAAUAUGGAGUCGCCUGCAAACUCAGCUCCAAUCUCUGAGCUUAAUCACUCGUUCAACUUGACAUGCAAUUAUCGGCUUGAUUCAAAUAUUCCUGUGCCUUAUGGGCAUCUGGUGCCAGUGACACCUGAAGAUGAGAGUUUCAAAUUGCCAGCAAAGGACAAGCUGGUCUGCUGGGUUGUGAGCAACUGGAACUCGAACUAUAAAAGAGUUCAGUUCUACAAUGAAAUGAAAAAUCAUGUGGAGAUUCAUACUUAUGGAAACGCAUUUGGCCAUCGUCUAAGUGAUGAAGAGUAUUUGAAGAUAGUUUCUAGUUGUAAAUUCUAUCUCUCCUUUGAAAACUCCAUAUACAAAGACUAUAUCACAGAGAAGUUAUACAGACCUAUGAGAUUAGGAACUGUACCAGUAGUUCUGGGCCCUUCAAGACAAAAUUAUGAGGACUAUGUCCCAGGAGAUUCUUUCAUUCAUGUCAAUGACUUUUCUACUCCAAAGGAGCUGGCAGAGAGGCUCAUUUACCUUGACCAAAACAAUUCUGAGUACAUGAGAUACUUAGACUGGACAAGCAGGUUUCAAGUGAAAUUGUCUGCGUUUGGCAGAGAACAUGCUUGCAAAACUUGCGGCUACUUACAAAACCACAGAGGAUACCAGGCUUUUCAUGAUCUCAACAAAUGGUACUGGGGUUAGCUGAGAAAUAACAUUUGCCAAGUUACAUUUCAGCCUGGGAUGCUGUCAAUAAAACUCUCACAGCGACACGUAGAUGUCAGCAAUUCCACCUGAAUUUCGUCCAUUUUCUACAAACAAAAUGCCAUCACAAUAAUUUGCUGCCACCUCCAACACAAUGGAGGUGGAUGGAAUGUUGUUUCAUUGUUCAUAGUGUUGAAACAAUACGUGUUUCUCAGAGAUACAUAUCUCAAAACCUGUCUGCAUGGCUAGAGAUGACGGAAGACAUGAUAGGCUGUACGUUUGUUUUUCUGUGUUUUUUUUUUGUGUGUGUUUUUUGUUAUUUAACCUGUAAUUGUAAAUCAUUAAGUCAAUCAACAAGUAGCUAUGUAAUUAAUUAAUUUUAAAAUGAAGUGGUCUUGUAAAUAUAUUUAGAUUGGACCAAACGGAACCACGUGGCAUUGAUUUCAAAAAUGUGAUUCAUGUCUUGUCAUUUUAAAACCCAGAUCUACUUUUUUUUAUCAUGAAGUGUUUGUAUUAAGAAUCAGCAAUCAAGAAUUGAAUUUCUCAUUUUAUUUCCACCCUGAUUUUUGUUUUCCAUGACGUCACACAUUCAGUUUUCAGUGACUUUUAUAUCUCAGAAAUUACAACUGAACUGUGAAUCUUGUUUCCAUUUGUCUGUCCAUGUGAUUUUAUCACAAAUUAAAGCUAUUUUUAUCA